Molecule: messenger RNA, 1510 nt
Organism: Carcharodon carcharias (great white shark)
Lineage: Eukaryota; Metazoa; Chordata; Chondrichthyes; Lamniformes; Lamnidae
Product: acidic mammalian chitinase-like
Exons: 12
Coding region: 177-1340 (387 amino acids)
Biological process (GO): chitin catabolic process; carbohydrate metabolic process
Cellular component (GO): extracellular region
Molecular function (GO): chitinase activity; chitin binding
Source: RefSeq, a predicted model, not a curated record
UCAACCCUCCUCACCAGAUUCCUGGCCUCUGUUUAUAGCACAACAGUAAAUUUUGGGUGAUAGUGAAGAUUGACAAUCGAGAUAACAUUGUAGAGGAGACAAGUUGUUACUCAAGAGAAGGAUAAACUCAGUGUAUAAAAGAGAGAGGUUGAUACCCACAACAUACCAGCUGCAAGAUGGUAAAACUUCUAUUUGGAACAGCAGUGGUCUUGUUGGUGUGCCUGGAACUGGGCUCUGCCUACAGACUGGUUUGUUAUUUUCCAAACUGGGCUCAGUACAGACCAGGAGCGGGGAAGUAUUUGCCAGAGAAUGUGGAUCCUCACUUGUGCACACAUCUGAUCUACGCUUUUGCUGGGAUGAAGAACAACCAAAUCACCACCAUUGAAUGGAACGAUGUGACUCUCUACCACUCAAUCAACAGCCUUAAAAACAAAAAUGCAAACCUUAAGACACUCCUGUCUAUUGGAGGCUGGAAUUUUGGAACUCAGAAAUUCUCCGUUAUGGCUUCCACAUCAGAAACUCGCCAAAUUUUCAUCAAGUCUGUGACUGGCUUCUUGCGCCAUUAUGGGUUUGAUGGUUUGGAUAUUGACUGGGAAUAUCCUGUGGGAGCAGACAAAAAGCACUUCACUAUGUUGGCACAGGAGAUGGUGGCAGCCUUUGAAGCUGAGGCAAAAAGCUCUGGAAAACCAAGAAUGUUGCUCUCAGCUGCAGUUUCUGCUGCGCCAGGUUAUGUUAGCUUCAGAUAUGAGGUUCCUCAGCUUGGACAAACCUUGGACUUUUUCAAUGUGAUGACAUAUGAUUUCUUUGGACCCUGGAAUAGUGUCACUGGAGAAAAUAGCCCUCUUUAUCCUCUCCCAAAUAACAGAGGCUAUACCAACCUUUACUUUAACGUGAACUACACAAUGAAUUACUGGAAAGAUCAGGGAGCCCCUGCAGAGAAACUGAACGUUGGAUUCCCUACAUACGGCCAUACCUUCAGACUGAGCUCAUCCAACACUGGGGUUGGAGCCCCAGCAGCAGGUGCUGGAACAGCUGGGCCUUACACCAAACAGGCUGGAUUCUUGGCCUAUUAUGAGAUCUGCACAUUUUUGAAAACUGGCACUUCCGAAUGGAAUGCUCCACAAGUGGUUCCAUAUGGUUAUAAAGGGAGGGAAUGGGUUGGAUACGAUAAUGUGAAAAGCUUCGGAGCCAAGGUUGAGUGGCUGAAAAAGAACAACUUUGGAGGAGCUAUGGUGUGGGAUCUUGCUAUGGAUGAUUUCUCUGGUACUUUCUGCAACCAUGGGCCUUAUCCUCUCAUUAAUACACUGCACACUGGGCUUGGAAUUUCUACAGCCUGUUAGUAAUCUUCGUUGGGCACCAGUGAAGCUGUAACUGGUCUUCAGUUUAAUUAUUGAGGUGACGCUACUUUGUGGAUAAAGACCAUCCAUGUACCACAUCUAAUUUGUCUCAACUGAAGACAUAAAUUGCAGUUUAAACAGCAAAAUAAAAUCAUUGAUUCAUUAAUAAAACA